UGUGUGUGUGCGUGUGCGUGUGUGUUUGUGUUUUCCUAUAACAAGUUAGAGGAUGCGCGUUUCGCUAGUCUUUGCACAGUGACUUUUCAGAUGGUGACUUCUCCAGCUGAAAUAGCUGAUACCUGCACAAACCUUUAUUUGUUACCCAUCGCACGACUAAGUGGGUUGAAGAAAGUCAGUCACAACGCUGCACACUCGUAGUCUGUAAACGACAGGUGUGUAGAUUUGACAACGUCUGACGACUAGCGCACCGUAGCCGCCUCGCACCAAGGCCCGGCAACACAGCACCUCGAGGACUCUGAAGUUUUUUUUCCUUCCGGGGCUCCUCUUUUACCCAUACCUAAAUUCGACACUUUUGGACCGAAGAAUGUCAUGGUUGCUGAUCUCUAUGUACAGGCAGUGCCUUGCUUGCAUCUCUUUCUAUGUAGUACAAUGGUGGCAAAUGAAAUCCAACCCCAUGAACAGAUCAGAGCCGUGGUACACAGCACAGUCUACUGCUCGUAGUGCUCGGGCUGUGCAGUCUCGGGACUGCCAUACUCUCACGGCUGGAUUUCACUUGCCGCAACUGUAGUCCAGGUCAGUUCACGGUACCAUGAUCCAGGACUUUCUUCGUCCACUGUGACUCUAUUGAAUGUAGGAUCAUCCUAUUCUCGUAUCUCUUUUUUUUUGUGACAGUCUGAUGACUAGCAGCUCUGACAGCUGUCAUGGGGUAGAACCUGUGUACAUGUGCCUACUCUCUUUUGCUUUGCUUGUCAUGCCUUGUUUGGUCGGGACUUGGAAGGACGCCAUUGCCAGUGGCUAUCUCCCGUGCUCGCGUGUGCGCGACCGCCACGCCAGCCGAGAGUUCAGCUGGGGCCAGUACUGGCUCAGUAUGUGGCGUCUUUGAAAGCCAUGGCUAUACUCAGCAGUUGCUCAUGCUAGCAACUCCUUUUCUCUCUCUCUUUGCGGAGCAGUGUAGCUGUAGAGAAAAAGGAAUAGAGUGUUUUGAACUGGAUUCUACUUUGGGGUUGGAUCAUGUCUGCACAAGCUGUUCUGAACUGCGUAUCCUGUGGUUGUGACAGGAAAAGGGUCAAGAUUGUGUCGUGUUUGCACUCCGUGUGCGUUGUGUGCAUUGAGCGGCACAUCGAAGAGGAUGGCUCCAUCACCUGUCCUAAGUGUAGAGCAUGCACACCAUUGCAGGCUGGAUGUUCUCCCGUGCUGUCUCUGCCUGAUAGUUAUGCCUUGGUAGAGGGCGGUGGUGCAGAGCAGAAGUCUGCAGUAUCGUGUGAUGAAUGUAUGGACGUGCAGGCAGCUGUUUGGCGCUGUGCAACGUGCAGCAGUCAUUUAUGCGAUUUACACGGCCAAGCACACAAGCGUUCCCGAGCUACCCAUGAUCAUGAGGUACUGUCAUUGGAUGCAGCAGUUACUGAGACUUCUGCUACUGGCAGUACUGCUGCUACUGCUACUGCUGCUGCUUCAGCUACUCAAUCCCAGCAUCACUGUGCACUGCACCCAAGCAGUAUCCUGACCAAGUUCUGCACAAAGUGUAAGAAACUGUUGUGUGAGAGAUGCAUCAGUACUGGUAAACAUACGCAGCACCAACCAGAUCUUGUAUCUAUCAGUGCUGCAGCGGAGAAGAUGAGAGCGUCAGUGAAUGAUUUGUUGUUGAGCUGUGUGUCUGAGAGUGACGGCGUUCUGGAGAGCUCUAUUGAGAAAGUACAGUCCUCCAUUCGUAACCUUCAUGAUCAGAUAGAGCUUGCAUCAGAAGAGGCAGUGCUUUUUUUCCGUUCUCUGGUAGAAGCUAUUCAGAAACGUGAAACCAGUGUUCUGAAUGAACUUGAUGAUCUUCGAAGUCAGGCACUGGGACCUCUGGAGAAGCAACUCGCUAGGCUGCAGGGCAGUGUGUCACAAACAGAAGUUGUGAGUUGCUUGCUCGAUUCUUGCCAGGACAGCGUGGACUUUGUGCGCAUGUCGUCUUGGCUAGUGACAGCCUUGAACGGUGCAGCGGAGGUUGGCAAGAGUGAUGCCGAGCCGUGUGUUGUAAGCGGCAUCGUCUUUGCAGCAAGCGACACACGUGAUCUCCUGACUGGCAUCAGCAAAGCGGGUCUUUGUGGAGACAUGGCUAAGAGCAGUGUGCAGUGCACUAAGAAUGCGGAGAUAGGCGAUGACGUUGUCAUCGGAGUUGAAACGGAGAAAAUUUCAGGUACUGCUACGAUCAGCGAAGAAAUGCUGAGAAAGAUUGAUUUAGGAGUUGCUGUGACAGAACCGGACGGCCACUUAGUCCAGUGCGAGUCACUACAGCAGUCAUCUAGCGGCCGUCUGGUUACUAAAUGUUGUCCUACUGCAGGCGGGGAAUACGCUGUUUCCACUACUAUUGCCGGUGUUCCUCUGAAAGGUAGUCGAGUGAAGUUCAGUGUUGUUCCACCAGCACCUGCUCAGCCGGCACCUGUACCUGUGUUUGAUAUCAACCGCUGUCAUGGCGAUAUUCAGAUCAGUAACAACAACCGAACCAUCAGUAGGUCGUCGUCCUACGGGUGGCAUUCAGUGUGUAGCUCACCGAUACAGGAACAGUGCGGUAGUAGUGCUAUACAGGUGGCUGAGGUGGUCCAGCGCUUGCUGUCUAGGCGUGUACACCUGGCCAGCGUGGGACGGCGUGCUCAGCGCCAGGCCUUGACGUUCACGCAGACUGCGUAUCAACUGUCCUUGAGCAAGAUCAUCAAUCGAGUGAAUGCUGUGUAAUAAUUUGCCCCUUGAAAUUGAGUACAGCGCUUUUCGGUGGCAUCGUGCUUCGACCGUGUGGAUAGCAGUGAUGGCUGCAAUGACAGCCAUCUUGGAGUAGGGCAUCCGUGGCGAUCAGCAAACUCGUGUGUAGUCCAUACCAGUUACAUUGUGUUCCGAGGUGUGAAACUCAAUGCAUUGGCACCUUUGUUGGACAGUUCUCCCCCCCCCCCCCCCCCCCCCCCACUUCGACACAUGGGAUUGGGGAUGACUGUUUCCAGUGCAUUCAGUGUAUCAUUAUGCAAUGUACGAGUGCUUCUCGAGAGCAUUCGGGGAUCCAGGUAAAACAUCGCACCGAAACCUUUUGCUGGUGCCUACUUCUUUUUAAUAAGCUUUUAGCUGUUUGAGAUGAGAAAUUUAUGUUUUGUAUUGUACAGAAGAAUAAUAAUACAACGCUUUUUUCCAAGCUUGACGCCACACCUGCUUCAGAUUUACGACAGUUAUCCAUAGAUGAGCUGAGCGAGUAUUUAUCAAAAUCAUAAUAAUUAUUAUCAUUAUUUUUUUGUUUUAUAGAACAAUUACAUAACUUCAUUCAACAUGCCUGGGGUGAUCAUGGCAAUGCAGACAUGAAUGGCGGAGUCAACUUAAGUCUAAAAUGCAGUGAAAGAACAUUGAACGUGCGGUUACUGGCUGCUGGCACGUGUAUUCCGUGUGCGACUGUAAAUUCAUGGAUACGUAUCUUGCUCUUGAUUUUUGUGGCAUGCAGGCAGGA
Molecule: messenger RNA, 3469 nt
Organism: Sycon ciliatum
Lineage: Eukaryota; Metazoa; Porifera; Calcarea; Leucosolenida; Sycettidae
Product: E3 ubiquitin-protein ligase TRIM45-like
Exons: 2
Coding region: 1015-2718 (567 amino acids)
Molecular function (GO): zinc ion binding; ubiquitin protein ligase activity
Source: RefSeq, a predicted model, not a curated record